CGCCCUCGUUUUACAGCUUCAGAUGUCAAUCGCGCCUCUCGAGGACUUCACAACAAGAUGGCGACCCGUGUCGAUCAGAAACUGCUGCGGCAGACGAAGUUCCCUCCGGAAUUCAACCAGAAAGUGGACAUGACCAAGGUGAACAUUGAGGUCAUGAAAAAGUGGAUUGCCGGAAAGAUCUCCGAGAUUUUAGGAAACGAAGAUGAUGUGGUGAUCGAGUUAUGUUUCAAUUUACUGGAAGGAUCUCGGUUUCCCGACAUUAAAUCGCUACAAAUCCAGCUUACGGGAUUUCUGGAUAAAGAUACUGCCAAGUUUUGCAAGGAGUUAUGGUCGUUAUGUCUGAGCGCUCAGCAAAACCCUCAAGGCGUCGCGAAGGAGCUUCUAGAGGCAAAGAAGCUAGAGCUUAUCCAAGAGAAGAUUGAAGCCGAAAAAGCAGCGGAAGAGGCUCGGAAGAAGAAAGAGCAGGAGCGCGCACGGGAACGGGAGCUCGAGGAAAUCAGACGCAGAGAACGCUCAGACAGGGGCUGGGGAGGGAGGAGAGGCGGUUUCAGAGGCCGGGACUUUGACAGACCUCGCUCACCUCCGAGACGACGCAGCCGGGAUCGUUAUUGGGACCCGCCUUCAAGGCGGGAGUUCGAUUCGUACGUUCCCUCUGGUUCUCGCAGGGGCCGUCGGCCUUCUAGGUCACCCAGUCGCUCACGUUCACGUUCACGUUCACGGUCGCGAUCUGUGUCAUCAUCUCGUUCGCCGCCACCCAGGCGUCGCAAUGACCGCAACAGACGACGUCGAUCAGUUAGCGAUUCCAUCUCUCCAGACCGAGAGCGCCGGAGGCAGAGGAGACGUAGUCCUGAUUACGGUGAUCGAGCAAGAUCCAUAUCCCGCAGUGAUUCAUCGCGCUCACGUACUCCCAGAAGAGACCGAAGACGGAGAUCUGUUUCUUCCAGCCCAUCCCGCUCACCCGCCCCCAGAGACCGACACAGACGGAGGGACUCAUCUGUCUCGAGAUCACGGUCCCGAUCGCAGAGCCGUGACAGGAAGCACGGUCGGCGCAGAUCGUCGCCUUAUUCAAGAGAUGACAGGAGAGAAUCAACGGCUAAUGUUGCAAAGGGCCACAGAACCUGUGAUGAUCGCCGUUUGAGCCGCAGCAGAGAUCGCGGCGGGGACCGUAGGCGCCGGUACUCGACGAGCCGCAGUCGUAGUCGCAGCAGGAGCCAUAGAGGCCGUUCUUCUAGCAAGAGUCGUGACUCUCGUAGUCGCAGCCGCAGCCGCAGCCGCGCGGGAGACAGGAAGCGACGCCGGUCCAUUGAGAGAUAUGCUCCCAUCGCGCGACGAAGGCGCAAUUCCUCUUCUGUAUCCGUCCAUACUGAGAAACGACAGAGAAUGGCUGAUCAAAACGAGCACGCACCACGCAAGUCCAGGUCCCCGCCUCCCGAUGUUGAGAAAGUGAAGAGUCCUGCUAAAGAGGUGGGUGAAUGA
This is a messenger RNA of Aspergillus nidulans FGSC A4, 1476 nucleotides long. RefSeq names its product PWI domain-containing protein. Bases 58 to 1476 code for a protein of 472 amino acids. The transcript has 4 exons. The record is from RefSeq and is a predicted model, not a curated record. Gene Ontology annotation, cellular component: nucleus. NCBI's taxonomy places the organism in Eukaryota, Fungi, Ascomycota, Eurotiomycetes, Eurotiales, Aspergillaceae. Gene Ontology annotation, biological process: mRNA processing.